This is a messenger RNA of Candidozyma duobushaemuli, 1194 nucleotides long. RefSeq lists its product as uncharacterized. The transcript has 2 exons. NCBI's taxonomy places the organism in Eukaryota, Fungi, Ascomycota, Pichiomycetes, Serinales, Metschnikowiaceae. The coding region runs from base 1 to 1194 and encodes 397 amino acids. The record is from RefSeq and is a predicted model, not a curated record.
AUGAACCAGCUUCUAACCAACCACUUUCCUCCUUCGAAAGACUUGAAAAAGGAUUCUCUUGUAGGCGUCCGCUGCCUUCAAAUCAGAGACGACCUUGUUCCCCUUGAUGUUGGUGUGACUCCAUUAAGAGCCAGAAGCUCACUCAAUACGCUGGAUAGGCUGUAUGCUCCAGAAGCUUUCGUUGAUGUAACGGUAGAAAAGUCCAUCGAAGUGGAACUUUUGGCAAAAUACAAGCCUCCCAAACAGUAUGAGCUAGUGCUGCCUGGAAACUUGGUGAAAAGCGGUUCAUUUUUGAAGGACUUCGUUCAACUUGAGCUCAAGCUGACCAACACAUUUUUCUGUUCCUGUGAAGGUGACGUCUUCAUAAAACAUAUCACCAUUAUUCUAGAGGAGCAUUUUAGAUAUCAGCACCUAGAGCUGAAGGGGUGCUGUGUAUCCGAGGAAGUUCGGACAGUGGUCUUGAAAGACUCAAGCAUCAACUAUUCCAUCUUCCAUGCUGACUUUGAGAAUACCGUAAAUGGGUGUCUGUUUGUUCCAAAAGAUUUGUUGCACGAUUGCAACCUUCCAAAUAUUGGGCCCUCCUUCAGUUCGAACGAAUGUACCCGAGGUUACGCAAUUCGGUUCGAUAUCGAUCUAGAAUGUGCAUCAAAGAAGUGUGCCCAGCGUAUUUUCACUGUCAUGGAAAUUGCAGUUGCUACAGAGGUUGAUCUGUCAGAGCCCAUUCUCCAAGUUCAUAAGAAGCAAGAUGUGACGUUAGUUGAGAAAUUCCCCUUGAACUCCAAUCUCGCAGAGAAUGCUAUCCACAAUCUUGAAGUUAUUCUAGGUCAGCAGACUGUGAUGCUCAACAAGACUUGCAGAGAAGCCGUCCACAAAGAGUACAAAUUGCAUAGCAGAAAUGGUAAACGUCUAAGUUUCCGAGAAGUUGACGAAAACGGGCAGAAGAGUUUCGUAUUUGAAGGAUUACUUGAAGGCUGCAAGAUCCCGAAUGUCUUGCCCUCCACCCAUUCCAACGAUUUACACAAGGGCUACAAACUUAAUGUAAGCAUAGAGGCACAUGGAGUUACAUUGGGUUCUGGUGGCUGUAUGGAGAGGAUUGAUUGUAAAGUCUCGGAGAGUAUUGAAGUCCUCAUGGGCAUCAAUGAGUGUUACCGUCUAGUGAGAAAAGAAGGACACGAAAAAACCUAUAUUAAGUAG